This is a messenger RNA of Aphanomyces astaci, 2423 nucleotides long. RefSeq lists its product as hypothetical. Bases 65 to 2245 code for a protein of 726 amino acids. Gene Ontology annotation, molecular function: protein binding. NCBI's taxonomy places the organism in Eukaryota, Oomycota, Saprolegniomycetes, Saprolegniales, Verrucalvaceae. The transcript has a single exon. The record is from RefSeq and is a predicted model, not a curated record.
GUUGGCGCUGCAUAUGUGAUCACAGUGGCCUUGGGCACUUAGCUGCAUUUGCAAACGUAUACCCAUGAAGCGAACCAUCCAGUAUGUACUUGCAGGAAACCAUGACAAUGACGGCGCGGAGCUACUGCCGCGCAAAAUGGCGUCGUUCACUGGCGCCAGCAUCGUCGCUGGACGACACCACCACACCGCCGCCGAUGCGUCUCCUCCGCCCGCAUAUUCGUCCACGACCACCAACGACUUGGACGCAUUAGGCGAAGAAGGUCUCGUUCGCCUUGUCUUGACCUUCCUGGAUGUAAAGGAACACCACGUGUGCAAAUGUGUGAGCAGGCAGUGGAAAUCGCUCGUCGAAACACUAGACCUUGCCCGUCUCGACCUGAGCGUUCGAUCUCCAUUGCACUCGACGAACCUCGAAAGAGCGCUGCUUUCGACCAUCAACAGCUACGCUGACAUCCGCGAGAUCAACUUCACGGGGCAGCGAUCUCUGUGCGACCGCGACGUGCUCGUGCUCACGUCAUGCUUCUGGUCCACCCUCGAGACCAUCGUCGUCGACGACUGCCUCAACAUCACAGACUUUGGCCUGCUGGCCAUCCUAAACGCCCAAUCUCAGCGCCUCACGAGCGUCUCGUUUCGCCACUGCAAACUCAUCGCAGGUCGCUUUGCCCAGUCCUCCAUCACUGGCCAGCACCCGUCGCUGCACACGCUCGACUUUUACAACACCCGCGUCGGCCUCGGCCUCGUCCAGGACCUCGAGCGGUGCUUCCCCUCUCUCCAGCGCAUCCACGCCGCGCACACCCCGGCCCACCACGACCUGUUUCAGCAAGCGCCGUUCGUCGACGCCAAGCUCGAGUGGGCGCGCGCGGUCGCCAGCCACUUCCAUGACGGCCCAUUCCGCCUCGUGCUGGCGGACUUCACAGCAUUGGCCACCCACCUCCUCGCCACCUCGUCGCUGUCUGUGUUUGAACGAACGUUACUCACGUCUCCCACCGCCGCGUUGCUCGACGUCCCCCUCGACACGGACGGGUACACGUCGGCGCUCCUCCACGCGUGCGACAACGACUUAGACAACUUGGUGCUGCGCCUCAUCAAGCUCGGCGCCGCCGUGGACGUGACCGACAAUGACGGCGCCACGGCUCUGUGUCUGUCUGCAGCCACCGGCAGCCUCGCCGGCGUACACGCCCUGCUGACUGCCGGCGCCUGCGUCAACGCCCGGACGCUGUCCCUUGCAACUCCUCUGUACUUUGCCUCGGAAAUGGACUGGACCGAAGUCGUGGCCCACCUCCUUGCGCACAACGCGACUCCCGACGCCAAGACCACGUCCAACUCGACGGCGCUGUGCGUGGCGGCCAAAAACGGCUCGCGGUCGUCCGUGCAUCAGCUGAUCCGACAUCGGGCACGCCGCCCCAGCUUUGCUACGUUGACCAAGAAAGCUACGAUGGAGGAGCUGAUGCUGGCGCUGUGUUUGGCCUGUGAGCGUAGCCACUUGGACAUUGUGCGCGACUUGCUGGCCAUUGGACUCAAUCCCAACCUGGUCAUGGACAACGGGGUCACGCCGUUGUACUUGGCCUGCCAGAUGGGACACAAAGACAUCGUACAAGCGCUGUGCAUGCAUGGGGCGAACCCCAACUUUCGGAGACCCGCGGGGGGCGUGUCGUGCCUGUACAUUGCGGCGCAGGAAGGCAAGACGGACGUCGUGCGGCUGCUGCUGUCGUUUGGGGUGGAUGCCAACGCCACCAUGGACGACCAAAGCGCCGCGCUGCACAUUGCCGCGCGCAUGGGCCAUGUAGACAUCGUCCAAGUGCUGCAUCAAGCCACGGGCGUGGACUUGAACAUGCAGACGCGGUCGGGGCUGUCGCCGCUGUUCAUUGCGUGCGAAGAAGGCCACGGUGACGUUGUCGCAUAUUUGCUCGACAAGCAUUCAACCCCCACGACAGUGCGCGUCGAUUUGCAAACGUACAACGGCACCACCGCGCUGUUUAUCGCGAGCCAAAAAGGCCACGUCGACAUCGUCACGCGGCUGUGCGCUGCCGGCGCCGACGUCAACCUCGCCAAGACCAACGGCACACUCCCCAUCGACGCCGCCGCCAUGGCAGGGUGCGUGGCCGUCGCCGCGAUCCUCUUGAGGCACGGCGCACGAGUCGGCGGCCUCGCGCUGCACUUUGCCGAACGGAAACGAGACUCGACGCUGCAAGCGCUGCUCAUGGCGCAGUUCCACGCGCAAUGGCGGCCCCUCCGCCCCCCCUAUUGACCGCCGCCACCUCCACGCAUCUUUCCCAGUGAUGAUGCUUCCAACACAUAGAAGAAGGCACCAAGUGAGUGUCGCCCCCUGAUGUAACGUGAGGGGGCGAAAUGUACAAAUGACAAAAGCAAGUGCCAGGACGAUGUAGCAUAUAGUAAUAGACCCGUCGAUCGUUAUUGGCUACCUC